Messenger RNA from Arabis nemorensis, 1965 nucleotides. NCBI's taxonomy places the organism in Eukaryota, Viridiplantae, Streptophyta, Magnoliopsida, Brassicales, Brassicaceae. The record is from the annotation of a GenBank genome assembly.
AUGGUGCUACUAUGUUUCGUCUUGGAUCUGAGGAAUAUCUCUCCUUCUCUGAUCGGAGAUCUCAAGCAGUCGUUUCUGAAACUCGCCAAUUUACACACCAUUUCGUCUCCGGUAGAUUCUCUCACUGAUCGGAUCGGUUUGUGUUAUAUACUCAAGGAUCGGAUUUCUGGAAACGAUCAGUUAAAGUUUGCGUACACUCCCAAUGGAAACUUCAGUCUUCGAGAUUUUCAUCACGCUGUUAACAGUUUGCCUUUGGAUGCGUUUAUACCAGAGAUCGAUGAAUCGGGAGCCAUAUCUUGCAGAGAUCUUAAGCUGUCACGUGUUCUGUGUGAUCGAGCUUUGUACUCAUGGGGAAGUAGAGAUAUCAUGAGGAAAGUUAUUGUGCUGAGUUCAUGUUUUCCCGAAGAUAUGGAUUUUGAAGCGAGAAACACUCUUAUGGCUGCAGCAGAUAAAUGUGUAUCGGUUGAGUUUCUUUUGCUUGAGAAGAACACUAGCCACCUGAGGUACACGCAGGACAAGAUUAAUAGAUUCCUCAGAUGCCUAUCCGAUCUUGACAAUUGUUCAUUUCAAACAUGCAUCCCCGAUGGAAAAUCACUUCAUGGACUUGAAAAGAGAUGGCUUCAGGAUCUAAAGGAUGAAACUGGAGAAUCACUGCAGGCCCAGUUUAUGUUCAAAAGUAACCUUUUUGGCUCAGUGAACAAGAUCAUCUGCAAUUUCACUGCAGCUGCAAAUCGGAUUGUCGACGGAUUUAUCCCUUGUCAAACAUGCAGGUGCCACGGCAUAGAGUUACGAAAUCCAGCAGAAAGCACAACGGAGAAGCUGCAAUGCUCUGUUACCAAUCAUGAUCUUGGAAAGUAUGAUGUGAUUGAAAAUUCUGUGAAAGUUGGUGAGAGAACUCUUCUGUUUUUGCCUUCAAUCCAGAGCCUACAGAAACUUCAUACAAUUUCUUCCCAAGUUGAUUUCACUGUCAUAGAGAGGACUAAUCUAACUUCUCUCAAUGAAGGCCUAACACUUGGGACGCCUUACAUUGUAAGCCCUUCGACUUGUCAUGAAACGGAACCUUGUUCAGAAGAAAUGGAUCAACCAGAUCUGAACACUCAGAUUUUUCAGGGUCUAUGUGGUGCACUAUAUACAAUGGACCAAGGCUUAAUUUGCUCUUCAAACUGUAAUCUAGACAUCAUGAAAGUCGUGGAAUUUCAUUGUUAUUACAUUCUUCAACCGUCAGAGAAUGGUCUGAUGCUUCUGAGGAGAUUGGCAGGGUCAGAGGAAUUCCUGCCUAUUUCUAGUGUCAGUCAGUUUGCAGAGUCCUCUAUUCCUAGAGAAAUCGAGAUUUCUGUCAAAGGCGCUUUGUUAGAGAUUGAGUCAACAGACUACAAUCCUCUGAACCACAACAGAGGCUUCCACCAAAAACUGAACCUCAUCGUGAAAGAAAGUCUUCAAUUUGGUUCACUAGAUUCAAAUACGGUAGACGCAACAUGUGAAGUGAGCUCAGUGGUUUCAGAUUCUGUAAUUCCAACGAAACCGACAUUUCCAAUCAUAGUACCUCCAUCCGUAGAAGAAGUAACACAUCAGGUAAUCCAGAUAACUGAUGAAGAAGAGAAAGCAACAGCUUCAAUUACUAAAGAAUGGGAACAACUAAUAGUCACUGAGGUUCAUACGAAGUCUUCUUCUCCGGUUGUAACUACACCCAAACCAGAAAUAGACCGCCAAUUUCUGUCGCCUAACAAUAAGAAGGCCGAUAUAAAAACGUCGAUAAUAUUGGAAAGACUUGAAGCUCCGAGGAAGAUGAGAGGAAAAGUUGGAUCAUCACCAAACGUAGCCAUAUAUAGUCAAACCUCACCAGAUAUGUCUCAGAAGAAGCCUCUGAUUCCUUUUCAGACAAGUCAGGCUUCUAAUUACCAAACUGUUUCAUCAAGCCAGCUUAUGAAACCCAGCUUUCAGAGACUGAAAAGAAAGCAUAAGUGA